Molecule: messenger RNA, 1428 nt
Organism: Cordyceps fumosorosea ARSEF 2679
Lineage: Eukaryota; Fungi; Ascomycota; Sordariomycetes; Hypocreales; Cordycipitaceae
Product: Terpenoid cylases/protein prenyltransferase alpha-alpha toroid
Exons: 5
Coding region: 1-1428 (475 amino acids)
Biological process (GO): protein farnesylation
Cellular component (GO): protein farnesyltransferase complex
Molecular function (GO): protein farnesyltransferase activity
Source: RefSeq, a predicted model, not a curated record
AUGAGCUUUCGCAACCGUCGCAACAAGAAGACCCAGCCCAGAGUACUGUUCCGACAUCAAAUCAAGGCCAUGGCUGCAGCUGCAGAGUCACUCCCCGUGCGAAGCGGCAGCAGCAAGUCUUACCACCACGCCGCCAGCAGCGAACCACCCGCGAUCCUGGGGCUCUUCACCUCGCUGCCGCCCAUUGUCGACGCGCUCGAGACGGAGUCGUCCCGGCUGCAGCGGGAGACCAUUGACGAAUGCUUGCCCUUCCUACGCGGCGACGACGACAGUGAGGGGGUUCUCCAUGCGGGCAGCAGCAGCAGCAAGAGACGCAACAACCGGCACGGCGUCCCCCGCCUGGACAGGCAGCGCCACGUCAAGUUUCUGCACAAGCAGCUUGGCAGGCUCCCGCCGCAGAUGACGGCCGCCGAUCCCAGCCGGCCGUGGUUCUUCUACUGGUCGCUCGCGGCGCUGACACUGCUGAGCGAGGGGGAGGACGACGACGUGGGCGCCGUGUACCGUGGGCGGCUGGUCGAGACCGUCCGCCCCCUCCAGAACGCCGGUGGCGGCUUUGGGGGGGGCUUCGGCCAGGAUUCACACCUCGCGACGACCUAUGCCACCGUGCUGGCCCUCAUGCUCGUGGGUGGAGAAGCGGCGUACGAAGUGAUUGACAGGCAUGCAAUGUGGAAGUGGCUCUGCUCACUGAAGCAGGCUGACGGCGGCUUCCAGAUGGUAGUGGGAGGCGAGGAGGACGUGCGAGGUGCAUACUGCGCAUCAGUUCUCAUUUCCGUGCUCGGGAUCCCCCUCGAGUUGUCACCCGACUCACCUGCAUGCGCAGCCGGCCAUAAAGACCUCUUCAGCGGUCUCGCAGAGUGGGUAGGUAGAUGCCAGACAUACGAGGGAGGCGUGGCUGCAAUGCCGGGUAUCGAGGCACAUGGGGCGUACGCCUUUUGUGCCCUCGGGUGUCUGUCCAUCCUGGACGCUCCGCAUCGUUCCAUACCGAAGUACAUGGACGUGCCGCGACUCAUUGCGUGGCUGUCUUCACGCCAGUACGCCCCGGAAGGUGGUUUUUCAGGUCGCACAAACAAACUCGUGGAUGGUUGCUACAGCCACUGGGUUGGGGGAUGCUGGCCACUCAUCCAGGCCGCCCUGAGCGGGCCGAGCAGUGGCGACGCCAGAUCCGCCGACCAGCAGGCCGCAGAUACCGGCAGCCUCUUCAGUCGUAAUGGACUGAUAAGUUCAGCGCAACACAAGUGGACGUUGCGCGCAGCACGACCGGCUGGUUCUGUUGGCGGCGCUGACGAGUGGGAAGCUCUGCCCUACGUUGAGGAUGAGCAGAUCUUCGAUGAAAAUGACCGAAUCAUGACCACGCAUCCCAUAUACGUGAUACCUCAGCACAAAAUCGAAGCCGCCUGGGAGUACUAUGCGUCCAAGACGAGUUGCUGA